Molecule: messenger RNA, 598 nt
Organism: Dufourea novaeangliae
Lineage: Eukaryota; Metazoa; Arthropoda; Insecta; Hymenoptera; Halictidae
Product: chaperone protein dnaJ 1, mitochondrial-like
Exons: 2
Coding region: 50-598 (182 amino acids)
Source: RefSeq, a predicted model, not a curated record
AUUCUGGUUAUAGAAAAAUAAAAAUUAAUGUGAAACUCUAAGUAGUAGUAUGUUUACACAAUUAUCAGUAGUAACAUAUUCAGGUAUAGGAAUUAUGGCGACGAUGUUACGGCAGUAUAUAUUGCCAAUAAAUAUGAAAAUGAAUCUGUCUACACAAUCUAAAACUCAUUAUGAUACAUUGAAAUUGUCUCCAAAGGCCACGCACAAUGAAAUAAAAUCAGCAUAUUACAAAUUAACAUUGGAAUAUCAUCCUGAUAAAAAUAAAAGUGAAUCUGCAAAAGAAAUAUUUCAACAACUUUCUGAUGCAUAUGAAGUACUUGGUAACCAUAAGUUACGCAAACAGUAUGACAGGACUAUUGCAGUUAAACGUAUAAAUAUAGAUGAAAUACAAAGAACCUCAAGUCGACAAGAACAUACUGUUAAAUCAACAGAUAAAAUAUAUAACUUUGAUGAAUGGUCUCAAGCACAUUAUGGGCUGAUUUUUCAAAAAUCUAUGUACAGAAAAAGUCAACGUGAAGAGUAUUUAAAGCGUAUGAAAUGGCUGCAUCAAGACGAAAAAUCAUUGACAAGGAAACAAAUUUGUGUUUCAUUAACUUAA